Cloeon dipterum is the source of this 5034-nucleotide messenger RNA. RefSeq names its product serine/threonine-protein kinase unc-51-like protein Atg1 (gene Atg1). Gene Ontology annotation, biological process: reticulophagy; autophagosome assembly; peptidyl-serine phosphorylation. Gene Ontology annotation, cellular component: cytosol; autophagosome; phagophore assembly site membrane. Bases 390 to 3293 code for a protein of 967 amino acids. Gene Ontology annotation, molecular function: ATP binding; protein serine/threonine kinase activity. NCBI's taxonomy places the organism in Eukaryota, Metazoa, Arthropoda, Insecta, Ephemeroptera, Baetidae. The record is from RefSeq and is a predicted model, not a curated record. The transcript has 16 exons.
GCUUUAGCGACUUUCGGUGGAAGGUGCAAUGAAAAUACGAGGCGAAGAGCGAACCUUGGCGUGCAAUUAAACGACGACAGGCGGACUGCGAGGAUCGCGGGCUGAUUACACUGUUCUCCGAGGUCCGGACGCGUGAAAGAGUGAAUCAGAAGGAGCAGCCCGAGUGCGAGUGGCCCGCGAGAGCGAGUCUGCAGUGUCGUCAUCAUCACACACAGGGUGUAGCUUCGGUUCGGUGAGCGAGGUUAUCGAUCCGUUUGGCCCAACUUGGACGAGCAUAGAGCGACGCCGAUGUUUACGCAGUGAGACGCGUCCCCGAGGUGCGUGUCCCGAGGAUGAUCACAUGGACUAAGUAGUCGCGAGUCAAGUUGGCGAACAAAACGCGCAGAACCAUGGCGACGUCGGAGGAGGUCGGAGACUUCGAGUACAACCAAAACGACCUCAUUGGUCACGGCGCCUUCGCCGUCGUCUUCAAAGGACGCAAAAUUAAGAGCCCGUCUUGCGUGGUAGCUAUUAAAAGGAUCACCAAGAAGAACCUGGCCAAAUCGCAGAACCUGCUCGGCAAGGAGAUCAAAAUCCUGAAGGAGUUGACCGAGCUGCAUCAUGACAACGUCGUGGCUCUCCUGGACUGCAAGGAAACGCCGAUCUACGUGUACCUGGUGAUGGAGUAUUGCAACGGUGGCGACUUGGCGGAUUAUCUGCACGCCAAGGGGACGCUGAGCGAGGACACGAUUCGACUCUUCCUGCGGCAGCUGGCCGGCGCGAUGAAGGCGCUGCACGCCAAGGGCAUCGUCCACCGCGACCUGAAGCCGCAGAACAUCCUCCUCAGCCACAACAUCACCAGUGCAAAGUCCUGCCCGCAGCCCCACGAAAUUAGACUCAAAAUCGCGGACUUUGGGUUCGCCCGAUUUCUGCAGGACGGCGUGAUGGCAGCCACUCUUUGCGGAUCUCCGAUGUACAUGGCUCCAGAGGUGAUUAUGUCGCUGCAGUACGACGCCAAAGCCGAUCUCUGGAGUUUGGGCACGAUCGUGUUCCAGUGCCUGACUGGAAAGGCGCCCUUCCAGGCCCAGACGCCGCAAGCUCUCAAACUUUUCUACGAGAAAAACGCCAACCUGGCGCCAAAGAUUCCGUCUGGGACGUCGCAGGAUCUGGCCGACCUUCUGAUGGGUCUGCUGAAGCGCAACGCGAGGGACCGGAUGGACUUUGACCAAUUUUUCGGCCAUCCCUUCCUGAAAAAGGGCUCGGUGCGCAGCCCGAAGAGCUCGACGGCGCCGAUGGCGGUGCCCUCGCGGAAGCAGGGCACGCCCACCUCGACCACACCAGGCACCUCGGCCAGAAGUCCGCCGUCGAACAGCACGACGCCUUCGUCCAGUCCCGUGGUAGGCCAUUUGCCGCCUUCGCCAGGUACUUUGCUCUACACGGAGACGUUCAAGAGUCCGAUGGAGGCGCAGGGCGGCGAGGGUCCGUGCAACUCUUCCUCGUCGAUCGCCUCGAUGACGGCGACCACGACCGGACAGAACCUGACCAGCAGUUCGAUCGAGCAGGACGACUUCGUGCUCGUCCCAAACCACAUCCCGUCGGACGAGAACUCGAGCGACGGCAGCAACAUCCUCGGCCGCUCGCCCAGAAUGAGCGGCACGCCGACAGAAUUAUCAGAUCACUCUUCGAGGAGUCCAAAGAGUGGCGGCUUCCUGAGGACAAACUUCACGCAGGCGAGUCCUCCGCGGCCGAGUUUCCUCCCCGUGAGCGACCAGUCGGGCGCUCCGGCGGCCGCGGCCUCUUCGACGGCGCGCAAGCUGGGCUCGGAGCCGAUUCCGGUGCCGACGCAGCGCAGCGCCUACCAGCAGAUCCACGGCAGCCUGCAGUCAGACAACAACAACGUGGAGGCGUGCGGCGUCGCGGACAACAUGUCGCCGGUCAGAAAUUCGGUGCCAAGAUCUCAGCCCAUCAGUAUGAGGCGGCAAAGCGAACGCAACAACGGCGUCGAGCUCAAUUCCAUCUCGCCGCCAGCUGUGCAGUUCACGCUGGGCACGCCGCCGAGCGCAGGUCGUCGUCGGUCGGCGUCCGGCAGCUCGUGCGGGACGCCGCCGCCGGUGACGACGUGGCAGGUGUCGCCGGUGACGCAGUACGCGGUGCUGGCGUCGUCGGCGCGCCACGCGACGCCCAACAGCUCGCCGAUGCGCCGCUCGGGCAUCUGCUCGUCGCCGCUGCUGGCCGGCUUCACGGCCCCGGUGCCGGCGGGCGGCGGCGCCGCGCCGCUGGCGCCGAUCCUCGGCUCGCCGACUCGCGGCGGCGGCGGCUUCGACAACGCGUUCGCGCAGACGGGCGGCAGCGACAGGUGCGGCAACGUGGCCUCGCCGGCCGACUGGAAGCUGGUGGCGCGCGCCGCCACGCUGCCCGACAUGGCCACCGACAACCAGGUGGCCGCGGCGGCGGCGGCCGCCUGCCGCACCCACGUCGAGCUCACCUCGCAGCUGGCCGCCGAACUGCAGAGGAGGCCCAGCUACGGCUUCUUCCACGAGCAGGCCGACCCCGUCUUCGGCACGUCGCCCCCGCAGGCCGCCGCCGCUGCGGCCAACGCGGCCUCCGACGGCCCCAUCACGUUUGUCGCCCCCGAGCUGCCCGAGGAGACCCUUUUGGAGAGAGAGCAUAAUGAGACUUUAGCGAAACUGAACUUCGUGCUGGCGCUGGUGGACUGCGUCAUCGAGCUGGCUCGUACGCGCGCCACGCCGCUGCCCGGACUGGCCGAGAGCGUGGCCGCGGUGCCGACGGCCGGCUCGCCGUGCUCGCCAGGCCAGGCGAAACUGUCGGACGGCACGCGCAGGGCCGAGCAGCUCGUGCUGCUGGUGCGCGCCCUGCAGCUGCUCAAGUCUGGCCUCAACCUGGCGAACAUGGAACUCAAGGCUGGACGCCUCCAGCCCUCCUCCACCGUCAAAUCAGUGGUCUCGAAGCUGAACGAAAAGUUCCACUACUGCCUGUCCACGUGCAAGCAGCUCAACAUGCCCGGGUUGCUGCAAAAGGCGGGAGUUGACACCAACACAAGCAUCGCGGCGGACAGGAUCCUCUACAAUUACGCAAUAGAAAUGUGUCAGUCAGCCGCGCUGGACGAGCUCUUCGGCAACCCGCAGGAGUGUUUCCACCGGUAUCAGACGGCACAGAUUUUGCUGCACAGCCUGUCGCAGCAAGUGCAGCACGAGCACGACCGGACCCUCCUCUCGAAAUACAAAGACGCAGUCGAGAAGAGACUGUACGUGCUGCAGCAGCAGGGCUACAUUUACGCUUACGACUCGACCUGAUUGGUGCUCUUGGCGUGGUUGCUCGGCGUCGGACCCACUGACCUGCCAGUCCCGCACCUCCACAAACCAACUUCGCCAAGAGCCAGUCCUCAAAGUAGUGAAACUAAGGAAACAUUUGCAACGUAAACUCACUUAGCAAAACAAAGAAGGAGAAAUAAAUAUACAAAAAUACUACAGAGCACGCGUACUCGGAGACCUCGACAGUCCAGUUCUUAACCGAAAAACACUCACUUUCUAGGCGUGAGUUGAGUAUCGCGGGAAUUCUUUCAGAUGGAUUCUUUGGGGUGGCGGGAAAAACCGUUGCCAUGGAAUUUCGGGGAUAUUCGGCCAAUCACAAUGUAAGAUAAUCAUGAAUUCCAAACAAGAAUUCUCGUCCUGUCGGAAAUUCUUAGCUAAUUUUGGCGGGAAACGAAUUGAGCCUCAAGAAUCCAUCCAAAUUAAACCUUCCCGCGCUGCGAAUUCACGUGAACGUCGUAGGCAAACAGAUUCGCUUGAAAUUCUUGUAAAUACACACGCAGUAAAAGAAAAGAAAAGCAAGCGAAGCCGCGAAUAAUAACCGAGUGUACCUAAAAAAGUGAAUUUAUCUCAUUGUAAAUAGCUUGGUAGCGAUAAUAACCGGACAGAGCACACACCCACUUUUCAGUUUUGAUGACGGACACGCUGCAUUUUGCUUUUACAUACAUAAUAAAUAAAUGCGUAGAGGCAUGGAUGACAAAUGAACACUGAUCUCGUUAAGUAAACUGCCCGUAGAGUAUGUCGAAUUGAAAAAAAAAAUAAUGAAAGAAUUAAAAGAAGCAAGGUGCAGUAUGGUAACACCCACACACUAUUGUAUAAAUCGUAUAUAUAUAUUUUAAAAUAAUAAAACACACUCAUACGCUGUAUGUUAUAUGAUUUCUGCUGCCGAUCACACUCACACUCUACUUUAAUAACUAUUAUGUAUAGCUAUAUAUUACGAUACAUUAAUGAUAAAACGAUACACACGUAGAGGAAAUUUGUAAUCUAGUCCACCGACCCGCAAGCAAACACCUGCAAAUAAUUAUAAACAAUAAUCUAACGACGGCGGUUUGAUUUUCCGUUUUAUUACUAUACAACUCACUGUGUUAGUCUGAGAUUAGAGGCGGAGCAUCAAAUGCCCACAUCCACGAUAAUUAAUUCAAUUUUGCUGCUCUCCAUUCGACAUUUAAAAUUAUUGUAAUUAACUGCUGUGGUUGUGCUGCUUUCUCUGUUCCAAAAAGUUUUGCGUCUUCCGCUAUUUUUUGCAGCUCGUUUAUUGAUUGUUUAAACAGUGAUAUAUGUUUCAAAGCCUAUACAAAUAUAAUUAUAUCAAUGUCCUAAGUAGCUGAGUGUACGAACAAAAUAACAAACUCUGAAAGUGGCUUUUCUCUAUCUCUCUGUAAUUAUAAUGAAUAAAUUGAAAAAGCCACUUUUCUCGUCUUGUCAGUCACGCUGCUUUUGAUUUGAACGCCUUGAUGUGUUGUUGUUAGUUGUUGCUGUUGUUGAUUAUCCAGGAGUGAUGAUAAAAAUACGCAAAUUGCGUGCUGAAAUGUAUUUUUUGAUCGAGGGAGGGAGCGCGCCGAGCGGAGACGAGAGAGUGAGUGCGAUGCGUUUUCUAUGAUUUCGCGCGCGAGGCAAAUUUAUUGUUUUCUCCCCCCACACUCACCCCAAUUGACUUUGUAUCAGUUGUGUAUGUACUGUACCUCUGAGAUGAAUCCAAAAUAUAUAGCAAGCCUUUUCACAACUA